Triticum turgidum subsp. durum (durum wheat) is the source of this 2007-nucleotide messenger RNA. NCBI's taxonomy places the organism in Eukaryota, Viridiplantae, Streptophyta, Magnoliopsida, Poales, Poaceae. The record is from the annotation of a GenBank genome assembly.
AUGGCGGCCCAUCGUCUCGCCCUGUCUGUGCUCGUCCUUGCCGUCUUACUGCUCGCGCCCGGCGGCCACGUCGCAGGAGAGCCGUGGCCACUGUGCGGCGACGGCGGCGAAUUCGACGACAAGAGCCGGUACCAGGCCAACCUCAACCUCGUCGCCGCCGCGCUCCCCAAGAACGCCUCGGCGUCGCCCAACCUCUUCGCCACCGCCGAGGCCGGCGCCGUCCCGGAGAAGGUCACGGCCCUCGCGCUCUGCCGCGGUGACGCCAGCCCCAGGGCCUGCUCCAGCUGCCUCGUCAACGCCUUCGCCAACCUCCAGAACGUCUGCCCCGGCUCCAAGGACGCCGUCAUCUACUACGACGCCUGCAUGCUCCGCUACUCCGACGUCCAGUUCCUCUCCGCCGACGACUCCGGCCCCAUGGGCCUGGACCUCAGCAUCACGGUCCGCAACUCGGGGAACGCCACGUCGGAGCCGGGAUGGUACCAGCGCACCGUGGCCACGCUCCUGAACGCCACCGCCGACUACGCCGCGUACAACUCCACGCGGCGGUACGCCACCGGCCAAGCCGACCUGGACCGGGAGUUCCCCAAGGUGUACAGCUGGGCGCAGUGCACCCCGGACCUGACGCCGGGCCGGUGCCGGGACUGCCUCUCCCAGAUCUUAGCUCAGCUGCCGUUGCAGUUCACGGACAGUAUCGGCGGCAGGCUUCUUGCUCCCCGAUGCAGCUUCCGCUACGAGACCAAGCCCUUCAUGAAUGGCCCGGUGAUCGUGAAGCUGCCGGCGCGAUCUGGAGCGCCGGCGCCGGCCGUAGUGCCCAUGGCUCCUGCAUCGGCGACAUCAGAGGGGAGAAAGUACAGUGCUCCUGGCAUGGUACUUAUAAUUCUGUUGCCCACGAUAGCAGCCAUAAACCUCGUCGCUUGGCUCUUUACAUUGAGGAGGAGGCGGCGCCAGGCAUUCACAAAGGCAAAGCAACCAGAUCAAAAUUAUUCCAUCGAUGAAGCGCAAGACAUCGAAAGUGUAGAGUCAAUGUUAAUUGACAUUUCAACUUUGCGAGCGGCAACCAAGGAUUUUGCGGAGAACAACAAACUUGGUGAAGGCGGAUUUGGCCCCGUGUUCAAGGGUACUCUCUUGAACGGCGAUGAGAUCGCUGUGAAGAGACUCUCCAAGAGCUCAACGCAAGGGGUGGAGGAGCUCAAGAAUGAGCUCGCCUUGGUUGCAAAGCUGAAGCACAAGAACCUUGUAAGACUGGUCGGCGUCUGCUUGGAGCAACAAGAGAGGCUGCUCAUCUAUGAGUUUGUUCCUAACCGAAGCCUCGAUCUGAUCCUUUUCGAUGAAGAGAAACGUCAGCAACUGGAUUGGGAAACAAGGUGCAAGAUCAUAAACGGAGUCGCUCGAGGCUUGCAGUACCUCCAUGAAGACUCUCAGCUCAAAGUAGUCCAUCGUGACCUCAAAGCGAGCAAUGUCUUGCUAGACAUGAACAUGAACCCCAAGAUUUCAGAUUUUGGCCUCGCCAAAAUUUUCGGGAGAGACCAGACACAGGGCGUGACGAACCGCAUCGUCGGCACACAUGGAUACAUGGCGCCCGAGUACGUGAUGCGCGGGAACUACUCUGCGAAAUCAGACACGUUCAGCUUCGGCGUGUUGGUCCUUGAGAUCGUGACGGGAAGGAAGAACACUGACAGCUACAACUCCCAACAAUCUCAGGAUCUCCUGACGACCGUAUGGGAGCAUUGGACGGCCGGAACACUACUGGAGAUGCUAGACCCGUGCAUGAGCAAGAGCUUCUCAGAGUCGGAGAGCGAUGCGCUGAGGUGCAUCCAUGUCGGGCUUCUGUGCAUCCAGGGCAACCCAACAGACCGGCCGAUGAUGUCCACGGUGGCCAUGAUGCUCGGCAGCGACACAUUCUCUCUCCCGGCUCCGUCCAAGCCGGCGUUCUACUCUAGAAACGCCGGCGCCAAUUCAAGCACCGGGUCAAGCGUCUCGAUCCCGUCAGUGCAGGCCCGAUCAUAG